AUGCCUUUAGGGUUUUUGGAGCUGCCUUUCGCUGAGCGAGCCCUCAGCGGCACUUGGGCGAACUUCAGUUGGCGCCCCCGACGGCCUCUUUAUUUUCCGGGACAGAAGCGCCAAUCACUCAUUGCCAAGGAGGCUUUGGCUAUCCUCGAUUGUCGCCAUUCCGAAAGAUGGAGCAAAUUGCUCGAUGCUGUCACUCUCGCAGAGAAGCGCUUUGGUAUUGAGAAUGCUGUCAGUGGAUGUGGUGGAAGCUGCGCGGGCACAGCCAGACGAUUGGAGCUCAUGGCUCUUGAAAGUACAUAUCCUUUCAGGAAAGUGGCUGAGCUCUACCCGCCAGCAGAAGAAGCUGUUAUGGCACGGGAUUUGACGCUGAGGUUCUUCGGCUUUUCGAACAGAUUCCUCCAGGUCGUGACAUGUGAGAUGACCGAAGAGGACUCGGAGCUGGCGUCCAGUGAAUUCUGCAUAUACGGGAUGCUUUUUGUGAAACACUUUUGGCCUCAUGCCUUGCCGCAGCUGACAUUGCACUACGUCGAUUUGUUUUUGGGGAAGGACUACGCCGGCGACUUUUUGAGCGCCAGCUCUUGGCCGUUGAGCUUUUGGGAUUUGAUCUUGGGGACCGAGCCCGUCACGAAAGGGACGUCCAAGCGCACUGCACGCUUGCUUCUAAGCCAGACUGGAGGAGCGUUGAGCCAACUGGUGAACGCACCGUUGCUGCGCACUUCCGUUGAUCCUCAGGGCCUUGGAGCAGGAGGCCUCCGCCACCCCAGCUGGCAGUCGCUGCAAGUGGCGGCGGAGAUGGGGCACAUCUCCGUGACGGUGCCUUGUGUGAGAUCAGACGGGGCACUAAAGAGGCCCAAACACAUCCAAACACCACCGUUUUUCUUAUCUUUUUUCCCCAACAGCGAAGCUAGGGGUCUGCCAUAG
Molecule: messenger RNA, 921 nt
Organism: Durusdinium trenchii
Lineage: Eukaryota; Dinophyceae; Suessiales; Symbiodiniaceae
Source: the annotation of a GenBank genome assembly